This is a messenger RNA of Erinaceus europaeus (western European hedgehog), 3997 nucleotides long. RefSeq names its product GULP PTB domain containing engulfment adaptor 1 (gene GULP1). The transcript is spliced from 15 exons. The record is from RefSeq and is a predicted model, not a curated record. NCBI's taxonomy places the organism in Eukaryota, Metazoa, Chordata, Mammalia, Eulipotyphla, Erinaceidae. Bases 953 to 1867 code for a protein of 304 amino acids.
AGAGAGAGAGAGAGAGAGAGAGAGAGAGAGAGAGAGAGAGAGAGAGAGAGUCUGCGAGCUGGAGAGCAGGAGUCGGGUCUGGAAGCGCAGGAUAGCGCCCGCCGGGAGAGCAGCUUCCUCGCCGGGAGGGGAGCCCCGCGCCCCCGCGCCCCCGCAGCCCCGAGCCCCGCGCCGCCGGAGCCCCCGCGCCCAGCCCCGCGCCGCCGCCAGUUCCAGUUGGGCUGCAGCCGCCCGGGAAGCGCAGGGCGCAGGAGCGCGCGGGGAGGCGGCCGGGUCCCGCUCGGCGGCGACGUGGAGAAACUUCCCGGGGGCUGCGGCGGCGAGGCGGCUUCGGGGCUGGUCCGAGCGGCCCUGCGGCCCCGGGGAAGCCCGGGCUCCACGCCCCCGCAGCCCCGCAGCCCCGCAGCCCCGCGUCCGGACAGAGGGAAAUAUCACAGUUGGUCCAACUCAGAAUUUGCAGGUGUGAAGCUCCUAGCUUGAUCCUCAGAUAUAUAAGUCCAUCUGAUGUACACAUGAAAGGAAGUGAUUGAAGGAGAACUCAGAUGGCAGUUCUGUGACUGAAAUUAUCUGACAUCGAGUCUUCAUAUGCCCUGUCAAUUAUAUUUGCGCACAUCCAGAGUAUGUUAGGAGAAUGAAGACUAAAGUUUAAAUGUAUCCAUGCGACUCAAACACACUUGCCUCCUGUGAACUAUAAAAAUGUAUACGCCGUUAAUGAAUAGCACAUCAAAAUUUCCAUUCACAGAAAAGAAAAGUGCCUGUGGUCCAGGAGGUGGCGCAGUGGAUAAAGUAUUGGACUCUGGAACAUGAGGUUCUGAGUUCGAUUUCCGGCAGCGGCACAUGUACCAGACUGAUGCCUGGUUCUUUCUCACGUAUCCUUGUCACACACUGAAGAUGCCUAUAGCACUUGUAUAAAGUCUGAUUGAUCCGAACAUCUGUUUGGUCGCUUUCCAUCAUGAACCGUGCAUUUAGCAGGAAGAAAGACAAGACGUGGAUGCACACGCCUGAAGCUUUAUCAAAACAUUACAUUCCUUAUAAUGCAAAGUUUCUUGGCAGCACAGAAGUGGAGCAGCCCAAGGGAACAGAAGUUGUCCGAGAUGCUGUAAGGAAAUUAAAGUUUGCAAGACAUAUCAAGAAAUCUGAAGGCCAAAAAAUCCCUAAAGUUGAGCUGCAGAUAUCAAUUUAUGGAGUGAAAAUUCUAGAGCCCAAAACAAAGGAAGUCCAGCACAAUUGCCAGCUUCAUAGAAUAUCAUUUUGUGCAGAUGAUAAAACUGACAAGAGGAUAUUCACUUUCAUAUGUAAAGAUUCUGAGUCAAAUAAGCAUUUGUGCUAUGUGUUUGACAGUGAGAAGUGUGCUGAAGAGAUAACUUUAACCAUUGGUCAAGCAUUUGACCUGGCGUACAGGAAAUUUCUAGAGUCUGGAGGAAAAGAUGUGGAAACAAGAAAGCAGAUUGCAGGGUUACAGAAAAGAAUUCAAGAUUUGGAAACAGAAAACAUGGAACUUAAGAGUAAAGUACAAGAUUUGGAAAACCAGUUAAGAAUAACCCAAGUAUCCACAUCUCCUGGAGACAAUGUGACACCGAAGUCACCUUCUACUGACAUAUUUGAUAUGGUCCCAUUUUCUCCAGCGUCACACCAAACAUCUGUACCUACUCGUAACGGUACACAGCUGCCUCCAGUACCUAGCAGAUCGACAGAAAUCCAACGGGACUUGUUUGGAGCGGAGCCUUUUGACCCAUUUAACUGUGGAAUAGGGGAUUUCCCUCCAGAUAUUCAAUCAAAAUUAGAUGAGAUGCAGGAGGGGUUCAAAAUGGGACUAACUCUUGAAGGCACAGUAUUUUGUCUGGACCUAGUAGACAGCAGGUGCUGAUGUCACGGAGAAGAAAUCCUGACCCAUCUUAAAGUUUUGUUUGUUUUUUUAACAUAUGCAUUGUGCAUUAUAAUUAUAUGACACAUAUUAUACACAUGCCAAUAUAUUUUUAAUAUGUUAAAAUUGUCCCAUUCAGUUUCCUCAUGCACUGUUCCUCUCUGUUGAUCUGAAAUGUUUUUAUUUUAAAAACAUUUCACUGUAAAGUAGAGCCUACAUUUAUGUUCCUUUGUGUUCUGGUAGUAGGUGAAAUUAUAAUUGAGACACAAAUUAUCCAGAUAUCUGCCUUGCCUUCUGUUCUGAAUGAUUGUCCCCCUUGAAAUGUUUGUCCUUCUAUAGUGUUGUUUAUUCACUUCCUGGAAGCCAUACCUAGAUACCUUUCAAAGUCUCGAAGAGCUUUGCCCGCGCCGGAUCGACUAUACUUUGUAUCUGCACCAAUACAUUUUACUGUUCCUUAGACAUGGCAUUUUAUGUGAUACGUAUGGCUUAUGGCAUUUGAAAAGUAUACACUUUGGACAUAAUGCAGCCAGAUCAUUUUCAGCUGGUAAAAUAACAUAAGUACAAACCCCAUUAACAAGCCAAAUGUUUUAGGGAAUGUGUAAAAGCAAGGUGGUGUGUUAGCUAUAACUAUCGGCUAUGCCCUGCAUAUUUAUUUAUUCUAUAAAUAUUGAGGAGAAAGAGGAAAUUUGCUACUUACAUCACACUUAAAAUUAAAUUUCAGUCUGAUUAGUUUAACUGGAAGCAUCCAACCAUCUGAUCUGAUAUCUCCUAAAAGUGCAUUUGGUGUCUAUAGUUGCAUGUCUGUUACCCAUAUUUUAUUUGCCAAAUAUAAUUAUUUUCAUGGAAUAAGAACUAUCCUCAUUUUUUUCUCCUUUGAUAAAUGUAUUUUCUCACCAAAGCUUUAUUUUGUUGUGCUCCGUAUGUUUUAUUGUGUUGAUAUCUGUGGUAACUAUUCUUGAUGAAUCACCACUGUUAACAAGGCAAAUUUCAUUUGUAUUUCUUUCUUUUUUUUAAUUCCCUUUUGUUGCCCUUGUUUUUGUUUUUUUUUUAAUUGUUGUUGUUAUUGAUGUCAUUUUUACUGGAUAGGACAGAGAGAAAUUGAGAGAAGAGGGGAAGACAGAGAGGGGGAGAGAAAGAUAGACACCUGCAGACCUGCUUCACCACCUGUGAAGCAAUUCCCCUGCAGGUGGGGAGCCGGGUGCUUGAACCGGGAUCCUUAUGCUGGUCCCUGCGCUUUGCACCACGUGAGCUUAACCUGCUGUGCUACCCCUCCCCCGACUCCCCUCAUUUGUAUUUCUUUUGUUGAGAACAAAAUCUCACUUUCCCACAAAAAUCCAGUUGCUGUUUAAUCUUUACUAUGAAUAAUAAAACUUUCUCAAUCUACUGAUCUCUGAUUGUUAAAAAUGUUUCUUAUACACUUACCCCACUGUGUAGCAGAUGGUAGUUUGUAGUCAGGGCAACAAAAAUUCAAGAUUAAAAUGUAUAAUUUUGUUUCAGCAUAUUAAAUGAAAAAGUAAAUAAUGAAAAUAUUAGCCUAGAUAGAUCUCAAAAACAGACUUACGGGAAUUUUCUUCAAGUGCUAAAGGUACAUUCUCACUAGGAAAAGAAAUCAUAUAUGCUUAUGCGAUAUAUUUGUAUGUCUCUCCAGAAUGUUCUAUGGUAAUAUAUAAGCCUUUUUACUUAUUUUCUGUUAUCUGAUAAGUUGUACCUUAAUUAGAAAUUAUUAUAUGUUUCAUAGAGAAGAGUGUUUAUAAUUUUGUCUGUCAUAGUAUUUUGGAAUUUGUAUAAGGAUGUUUAGAAGCCAUAUUACUGGCUUUUUUUUAAAGAUAGAAUUUGUAUUUUUAUUGUACUUAAAAAGCUUUAUGUAAUAGGUAUAUAUUUAGUGGCCAUUUGCUAUUGAUGGUAAUACAGUAGAGUAAUAAGUCAGUAUUUGCACACAUGAAAUAUGUUCCUUUACCAGUUUUUAAUGGUAAGAAAUUCUGCUAUGGGCAUGAUUAAAUAGUACAUAAUUGGUCAUUAAUUAUCAACAUUUCUUUCACUAGUGCAUUUUUAUGAAAAUCCAAUUGAAACUUGUAUUUCUAUGUAAACUCGAUGAUACGUUGAUUUUGCUGAGAAUAAAUGAUUUUAAAUAAA